Molecule: messenger RNA, 2308 nt
Organism: Scatophagus argus
Lineage: Eukaryota; Metazoa; Chordata; Actinopteri; Scatophagidae
Gene: cstpp1
Product: centriolar satellite-associated tubulin polyglutamylase complex regulator 1
Exons: 9
Coding region: 140-1177 (345 amino acids)
Source: RefSeq, a predicted model, not a curated record
CUCACAACAUUCCGCUGUUUCCAUGGAAGUCCACCAUGUCAGGACAGUUAGGCUAGUCCUGUGGAGGCUAGCAAAAUCCUAAGAACACAGAAAUUAAAUUAGUACGCCAGUUAUAGCACCGUUACUUAAACAUACAUGUAUGUUAACCUUCACUUUAUCUUCUGAAGGGACGACCAGAAUGAACCGUUUGAAUUCCACCGUCCCCGUGGACGAAUACCUCGCGGACAGCAAUGUGCUGUUUUACCUGAGCGAUGCGGUGGCGCAGCUCCUGGAACAUAAAGAGGAAUACACCCAGUUUGGGGUGAUCCGCUACUUUGCUGAAUAUUUCAGCAGUGUGAAGAACAGUAACCACGUCCUCUUCAGAGAAUAUAACUACAUCAGGGCCACUCCUCAUAACAGAGCCUCCUUCAUCAGAGUCUUCUGGAGAUGCUUCAGACAGAUUGGCAAGAGUGGAGACUUACUGUCCAUGCUGGAGUACAGGUCUCUGCUGCAGUUACUGUGUCCAGACUUCCCAGCAGAGAUGGUGCAGAGUGCAGCCAGAAUUGUUCUGAUGGACGACGCCAUAGAUUGUUUGAUGUCUUUCUCAGAUUUCCUUUUUGCCUUCCAGCUGCAGUUCUACUACCAAGAGUUCCUGGACAGCGUGCUGGUGAUCUACCAAGAUCUGUUAGCAGGAAAGAGUCCUAACACUGUCAUCGUCCCCACGUCCACCUCCAUCGAGCAACUCCCCUCUGUGAAUACAGAGGAGAACGACAGGGAGGAGCAGCAGCACGAUGGGGUGGAGUCGUCCACUCUUGCUCAAUGUAUAGACGCUCUCUGUGACAGGUUCAAACUCAGUCUUCCUCCCAGGUCCUGCAUGAAGGAAGCACUGGAACAGACUGACAGAGUGUCUUACUACAGCUUCCUGAUGAGCCUGGCUAAACAUGAGACCAUCAACCAAACUAUUGGUGCGUUACCCAGCAAGGCAGAGCUGCUUAUUGACCCGGAGAUGGACCAGGAACUGGACAAACUAAUCGCCCAGAUCUCAGUGAGUCCUGGUAGCAACAGCAGCGGCAGCGCUGUGGGAGCGCUGAAGGAGGUGCAGAGGAAGGCCUCACCAAGGAGGAACAUCCACCACAGGAGGAAGAUGGAAGUGGAAAGCGAUGGCUCCACGGAAGAGACUGACUCCUCUGAAAACUGACCUCUAACCUUUUACCACUCUGAUAUAUCACCUUCCAUCUUAAGUCCAGAACACACUGUGGCUGUAUGAUACACAGCAGAACUUUCUUGCCCAUUAGACAGAAUUGUCUUCUUUUUAUAUAGCACUGAUGUCCAGAAAAGCAGUGAGAGAUUAAGUGGAAUGUUCAGAAUACCCCUGAAUGCAGAGCAGCACUGUGGAUUCACUGUUGAUGCUACUGUUGUUCUUUACAUGCUAUGUGGUUGUGAUAUAAGGCAUGCCCCACAUCUGCACAUGGUCAUGUAACAUGCCACUGCUCUGCAACCACAGUGUGUUUUGAAUUUUAUUGUGAUCCGUCCAAACAUUCCCUUCAAUAUUUCUUGAAAGUAAUAUUAUGUCUUUUGCUAGUAAUGAGUACUAUAACCAGGUAAUAACACUCUUAAUUGUCAGUGACAAAAUAUUACUAUGCUAUCAUGUAACACCAAAACUCUCAAGUUAAACUAAUAUGUAGUUUUGGGUACUGUAGCUGCUUUGUAUUCUGCAAAACAGGACAGGUUUACUUGCUGGUUCUACAAAGUGACAGAAUAGGAUAGGAACAUAUUUAAGGUGGAAUUACUGACUGAGGAUGCAUGAGUUUUCAGAAAAAAGUCCCAAACUGAUUGCAAAGGCAGAUGCAUAUGCUCUUUGUUUCUCAAUAUGUUGUCACAGGGAUGCUCGACAGAAUGACUGAAGGAUUUCUGAAAGAGUGGCCCCUCUUCUUCCUGCCAGUUCAAAACUUGGCCAGUAAUUAAGUCAAGCAUGAACUGUAUUUACAGUGCUAAUUUAUUUCUAAUUUAUUUAUUACUAUUAAUGAAAAAGUUGACAUUGAGCUUAGCAUUUGAAGGUGAAAUGACAUAUAAGAAGAUCCAGACUCCCACUGUGAAUAAUAAAGACGCAACUGUGAUGCCUUGUACAGAUGAUUUCUGUUGGUAUCUGACAUCUGACUCGGUUAGGUAUUUCACUGAUCUUGUCUCGGAGUGACUUCAGCAGAGUUCAAGAAAUCCAGACUUUUAGAUACUGUAUCCUACAUGUCCCACGGUGCAAACAAAAACAUCUUUCAUAAGACCCUCCCUGCCUAAUAAAAACAGUACACCUCCAGUUUGUGGACUUUCUGUU